CCCCUGACGCAGACUCUCGCAUUCACGCGCUCAUAAGUUUGAAGCAAAGCCUCCCUCAGCUCAAUUCCAGCAGCCCGUGAUUAAGACUGCGGUCACUUUCUUUCGGAAAUCUAUAACACGGCUCUACAGACGGCCGUCUUGCUAUGAGGACUUGAGGGAGGCGAUAAGCGCGCGGUCUGGUUCAUUUGGGAGUUUUUGGCGAUCCGAAUUAACGACAUCUGAGUGCGCGAGCUCGUUGCGAGAGGGGCAGAGGAAUGUCGCGCGAUCCGGACGAGGUGAACAAACUGACCGAGAGCACUUACAAGAAUGUUAUGGAACAGUUCAACCCCGGGUUGCGUAACCUCAUAAACCUGGGAAAGAGCUACGAGAAAGCGGUUUCAGCCAUGGUUCUGGCUGGGAAGCAGUACUUUGAUGCUGUAUCUAAGAUCGGGGAGAACGCAGCCAUAUCUCCAGUGUCCAGGGAACUGGGGGUUGUCCUGAUGGAGAUCUCAGACGUCCAUCGGAAAGUCAACAUAGAACUGGAGGAGAACUUCAGACUGUUUCAUCGGGAGGUUAUUGCAGAGUUGGAGAGGAAAACUGACAUGGAUGUGAAAUACAUGACGGCCACGUUUAAGAGAUAUCAGACCGAACACAAGAUGAAGCAGGACUCGCUGGAGAGAUCGCAGUCAGACCUGAAGAAACUCAGAAGGAAAAGUCAAGGAAAGAACGCAUCGAAGUAUGAGAGUAAAGAGAAUGAGUGUCUUGAGACUCUCACUCACCGUCAGAUGGACAUGCAGAAGUUCAUCGCUGAAGGCUGCCGGGAGGCUCUGCUGGAGGAGAAGAGGCGCUUCUGCUUCCUGGUGGACAAGCACUGCAACUUCUCCUACCAGAUCUCUAAUUUCCAUGAAAAGGCUCGAGAACUUCUGACGGAGAACCUGUCCACCUGGCAGGACAAAUGCGGUGACGCUGCCAAUGUCCCCGAUAGUGUAAUGUCCAUGAUUGAAGGUCUACGCACUCCAGCGUCCAACACUCCCCAGGCGUCUCCAGCCCUCCAGCACCACAACAGAGCUAACUCAGACGCUAUGAUUCCAGCACCUCCAGCACCACCUCAGACGAGUCCCCUGGCCAACAUGUUCAAUCAGGAGACCUCCAGGAGAGAGGAGAGAGAGUCUGAAUACAGCAACGAGGACAGCGGAUUGUCUAGGUCUGUGUCGAUGGCCACUGGCCUCAAUCACAUAGACAGAAGACCCAAAGUGCGCACCAUUUUCCCUCACAAGUCUGGAAACAACAACACGCUACUGAGUUUUGAAGAAGGAGACAUUAUCUCACUGCUGAUUCCUGACGAGAGAGAUGGCUGGCUUUACGGAGAGCUGCAGAAAAACAAACAACGGGGCUGGUUUCCAUCAUCUUACUGUCGCGUAUACACAGAGCUAGCGGUAAAUAACAGUAUUGCUGGAAAUCCUCCGAUGCGCAGUAAGAGUGUGGCCAACCUCAUGCAGAAGGACCCAGAGGACGACAUGAUGGUUCUGCCUCCAGCGGACUACAACGAUUCCCCUGUCAGGAGAAACUCCACCAAGAGUCUGAUGCAGACAUACACCUCCACAUAUGAAAACCCGGUGGUGCCUCAGUCAAACGGGCUGCCAAAGCAUCCUAUCCUAGGGGGAGGGAAUCCAUUCGCUACCGUCAAACUUCGGCCCACAGUCACCAAUGACAGAUCAGCUCCCCUCAUCUGAUCAAAACCACCGAGGAUGCUGGGAGUACUCACAGGACUUAUACACACACACACACACACACACAUCACAUACUGUUCAACCACUAUUUAUGUCAGUCCCCUUUAAACCUCUCUCUCUGUGUGUGUAUUAAUGUAUACACACUGACACACAUACAUGUGUGUGUAUAUAUAUAUAGAGAGAGAGAGAGGGAAUCAAUGUACAUGCAUUUAGUUGUAAUGAUCCAUAAUCAGAUGCUUAACUUUCAGAGUAUCAUUCUGUAAAUAUAUGAGAGAAGAUGGGUGUGAUCUUAAGUUUUUUUUAAAUCAUUGUCAAGAUAUUUUCUAACAUGUACACUAGAUGGGAACCUGCGUUAGCAGAAACUCCUGAUGAUAGUGAUGUGAACCGAAACACUGAUGAGAAACUCAACUUACAUGUACUGUUGAUGCUGUCUGAACUGGUCUCUAACCCUCAAAACACUCGAGCUGGUAACUAAUGGAGGAGCUGAGCGUGAAGUGAUUAAAGCAUUGUGCUUCCAGUGACUGGAAAGCAGAGCCGUGUUCAAGUAAGCACGUUUACCAGAGUUAGCUGGCUAACUCGCUCAGCUGGCCUCGAGGAGCACAGUCGAGAGUCGAGACCUCGUCCAGUGUGCAGGCAACACCGUCAUCUACACAAGCCCUUUUAGCUCAUUUUGUCUUUUAGAUCAUCGAUGCUUUUAGAACGAGGGAGCUUUGCUUUUAUCAGCAUAGUCUUAACACUGAAUAAUGAUCCAUUGUCAGCCAGUGGAUAGUGAUUUAUUUAUCUUCUGCUUGGGGGAAGCUAUUCAUUUGGCUUUGAUUGUAUCAAUGCACUUUUCUGUUGAUGCUGGCCUGAGAUCUUGUAGAUCACUGCUGUAUGAAAAUAAAAAUAUUUUAUUUCUAAA
Cyprinus carpio (common carp) is the source of this 2610-nucleotide messenger RNA. RefSeq names its product BAR/IMD domain containing adaptor protein 2 like 1b (gene baiap2l1b). Gene Ontology annotation, molecular function: protein binding. Gene Ontology annotation, cellular component: nucleoplasm; cytosol. Gene Ontology annotation, biological process: positive regulation of actin filament polymerization; actin filament bundle assembly; plasma membrane organization. Lineage: Eukaryota; Metazoa; Chordata; Actinopteri; Cypriniformes; Cyprinidae. The record is from RefSeq and is a predicted model, not a curated record.